AUGGUCCUGCUUUUACUCCUUUUUCUCCUCCUCCUGCCCCACGCUGCCUGCGAGACGCUGAAGGCAAAGUGCGUCUUGAACUUGAAGCGAGCUACUACCGACGCAUGGAAUUAUUACAGGCCAGGAGACCAACUCAUAAGCGGGGUGAUCUCUACCAGAAGGGCCAAAUUUUUCCUGGAGCGGUUCAGGAAGCCGCCCUACAUCUUCUUCAUCCCGGUGGAACGUCUGAGUUACUUACAGAUUCUCUUAUUCUUGAUUGCUAUUCAUGAGAUCAACCGGAAUCCCAGUCUCUUACCCAACAUCACCCUGGGCUACGAUGUCUUUGAGAAUUAUUUUGAUGCAAGCAGGACUUCUGAUGCCUUGCUAGACCUUCUCUCUCCUGGGCAGGCAAAUAUUCCAAACUACAGCUGCGGGAGGCGGAAUCACCUCCUGGCGGUCCUUGAAGGGGCCAACUUAGAAAACUCCAACCAGAUUGGAACUAUAUUGAGCAUCUACAAAUUCCCACAGGUCAGUUAUGGUUUGGCAUCUCAGGAUGAUCAUGACAAAGGACAAUUCCCUUUACCCUACCGCAUGGUUCCAAAAGAAGACCCCCCUUACCUGGGGAUUGUCAAACUCCUUCUGCAUUUCAACUGGACAUGGAUCAGUCUUCUUGCUCAAAAAAAUGAAAACGGAGAAAAGUUCAUAAAGGCCUUGACACCUGUACUCCUCACAAGUGGUAUUUGUGUGGCCUUCUCAAAAACCAUCUCGGAACUGACAGCUUUUUUCUUCAAAAUGGUUGUAGACGUGCAAGACAUCACUUCAUUACUGGUGCAACAUAGAGUCAAUACGUUUGUUUACUACGGAGGGCAGUCUCAUUCCAUGAUAGAUCUAAUCUACUUGAAAAAACAACUUGCUAACAUCGUGAAUCCCAUGGUGGGGAAAAUCCAUAUAAUAACAACUUUGCAAGCCAUCACCUUGGCUACAAGUGUUUUAGAAAUCCAUCAUUACCAUGGUUCUUUGUCCUUCGCAAUCCAGAACAAAAAAACGACAAACUAUGAAAAUUUCAACACUUUCUUUAGUCUCGUCAAGCAGUUUGGGGAGGAAGCAUUUAAUUGUUCAUACCGAAAGCACGUGCUCUCUGUGAAAAGCCAAGAAACAUGUAGAGAGACGGAGAAACUGGAGAUCCCAAACCAGGAUCUGAUCGAAAGGAUCCUGUCUGGUGAUGACUACAAUGUAUACAAGACCAUCCAGUUUGUGGCAUAUGCCGCACAUGUUGCAUACUCAAGAUCCAAAUGGAGGAGGGCGGCAGGUGGAGACAGGUUGGAACACCAAAAGCUACAGGCAUGGCAGCUUCAUCCUUUCCUGCGAAAUGUCCAGCUUUACAACACUUCCAUGGAUGGUGUUUAUUUAGAUGAGAACGGUGACCUGGCGGCCGACUUUGACAUAGUGAACUGGGUGACUUUCUCCAAUAAUUCCUUUAAUAGACUCAAAGUUGGGAGUAUCCAGAGAGAGGCAGGUUCCGAGUUCAAGUUCACCAUUGACCAGGAUGCCAUUGUGUGGCCCAUUGGGAUUAACCAGACCAUACCUCGCUCACGGUGUACUGAAAGCUGUCGACCUGGAUAUGCCAAGGUGAUACGGGAAGGAGAGCCGGUUUGCUGCUAUGCCUGUAUGUCCUGUGCAGAAGGGACCAUCUCCACACAGGAAGAUGCAAGAAAUUGUAGCAUGUGCCCAGAAGAACAGCAUCCAAAAAAGGAUCGAGAUCAAUGUAUUCCCAAGAUUAUAAACUUCUUGUCCUAUGAAAAACCUUUGGGGAUAAUCCUAACUUCCUUUGCUCUAUUCUUAUCUUUAACAACGGGACUUGUGUUGGGAAUCUUCAUUAAACACUUAGAAACUCCCAUAGUCAAAGCCAACAACAGGGACCUCUCCUACAUUCUUCUCGUCUCCAUCCUGCUUUCCUUCAUGUCCUCCUUCCUGUUCAUUGGCCGGCCAAGGAAAGGGACCUGCCUUCUCCGACAAAUAACCUUCAGCAUCAUCUUCUCAGUUGCCGUCUCUUCUCUGUUGGCCAAAACAAUCACGGUGGUGUUGGCCUUCUUGGCCACAAAGCCAGGCAACAGGGUGAGGCGAUGGCUGGGGAAGUGUUUGACCAACGCCAUUGUAAUUUCUUGUUCCAGUGUCCAAGUUGUCAUCUGCACCAUCUGGUUGGGAGUCUCUCCCCCAUUCUCAGACUCUGACAUGCACUCCCAGCCUGGACAAAUCAUCCUUCAAUGCAACCAAGGUUCUGUCGCCAUGUUCUAUGCUGCCCUUGGCUACAUGGGCUUCCUGGCUGCCAUCUGCUUCACGGUGGCCUUCCUAGCCAGGAAGCUGCCUGGGUCCUUCAACGAAGCCAAGCUGAUCACCUUCAGCAUGCUGGUCUUCUGCAGCGUCUGGGUGUCCUUUGUGCCCGCUUACCUGAGCACCAAGGGGAAAUACAUGGUAGCCGUGCAGGUCUUCUCCAUGUUGGCCUCCAGUGCUGGGCUCCUGGGCUGCAUCUUUCUUCCCAAGUGCUACAUUAUUUUACUGAGGCCUGAACUCAAUACAAAGGAGCAUCUAACAACCAAAAGUAAAGAUGGCACCUGA
This is a messenger RNA of Elgaria multicarinata webbii, 2595 nucleotides long. Its product is annotated as vomeronasal type-2 receptor 26-like. The record is from RefSeq and is a predicted model, not a curated record. Gene Ontology annotation, biological process: G protein-coupled receptor signaling pathway. Gene Ontology annotation, molecular function: G protein-coupled receptor activity. NCBI's taxonomy places the organism in Eukaryota, Metazoa, Chordata, Lepidosauria, Squamata, Anguidae. Bases 1 to 2595 code for a protein of 864 amino acids. Gene Ontology annotation, cellular component: plasma membrane. The transcript is spliced from 6 exons.